Rhododendron vialii is the source of this 2643-nucleotide messenger RNA. RefSeq names its product importin subunit alpha-1a-like. NCBI's taxonomy places the organism in Eukaryota, Viridiplantae, Streptophyta, Magnoliopsida, Ericales, Ericaceae. Gene Ontology annotation, biological process: NLS-bearing protein import into nucleus. The transcript is spliced from 11 exons. Gene Ontology annotation, molecular function: nuclear import signal receptor activity; protein binding. Gene Ontology annotation, cellular component: nucleus; cytoplasm. Bases 119 to 1705 code for a protein of 528 amino acids. The record is from RefSeq and is a predicted model, not a curated record.
CAGCCUUCCGCCCUCUCUCUCUCUCUCUCUCUCUCUCUCUCUCUCUCUCUCUCUCUCCAGUCUCUCUCUCUUCGUAAGUGUUCUUGAUUACUGUUGACGACUCUACGAUUGGUCAACCAUGUCGCUGAGGCCGAGCGCGAGAACCGAGGUUCGCCGGAACGGGUACAAGGUGGCGGUGGAUGCGGAGGAAGGUCGGAGGAGGAGGGAAGACAACAUGGUGGAGAUCCGAAAGAAUAAAAGAGAAGAGAAUUUGAUGAAGAGGCGACGAGAAGCUCUUCAACCUAGUCAGCAGUUCCCUCUUCAAUUUACCUCCCUCGACAAGAAGUUAGAACAUCUACCUGCAAUGGUUGCGGGUGUUAGGGCUGAUGAUGGCAAUUUGCAGCUGGAGGCAACAACUCAAUUCCGGAAAUUGCUCUCAAUAGAACGUAGUCCUCCAAUCGACGAAGUUAUUCAAUCAGGUGUUGUUCCACAUUUUAUUGAGUUUCUUAUUCGGGAAGACUUCCCCCAACUUCAGUUUGAGGCGGCUUGGGCACUGACGAAUAUUGUUUCGGGUACAUCUGAGAACACCAAAGUGGUGAUUGAUCAUGGGGCUAUUCCCAUUUUUGUGAAGCUUCUUAGUUCUCCGAGUGAUGAUGUUCGGGAGCAGGCAGUGUGGGCUUUGGGUAACGUUGCUGGUGAUUCUGCCAAAUGUCGCAAUAUUGUCCUUGGCCAUGGAGCAUUGCUUCCUUUGCUGGCGCAGUUGAAUGAGCAUACCAAGCCAUCCAUGUUACGAAAUGCUACGUGGACUCUUUCAAACUUCUGCAGAGGAAAACCGCGGGCUGCUUUUGAUCAGACAAAGCCUGGGCUUCCAGCUCUUCAGCGUCUCAUUAACUCAAAUGAUGAAGAAGUUCUGACCGAUGCAUGUUGGGCCCUCUCAUAUCUUUCAGAUGGUACCAUUUAUGAAACUCAAGCUGUCAUUGAUGCAGGUGUAUGCCCCCGGCUUGUUGAGCUAUUACUUCACCACUCCUCUUCGGUGCUCAUUCCUGCCCUUCGUACAAUUGGUAACAUUGUAACCGGGGAUGAAAUGCAAACUCAGUGUAUUAUCAACCAUCAAGCACUACCCUAUCUUGUGAACCUGUUAAGUGGGAAUUAUAAGAAGAGAAUUAAGAAGGAAGCUUGUUGGACAAUAUCAAAUAUCACUGCUGGCAACAAGGAGCAGAUUCAGGCUGUUAUUGAGGCUAAUAUUAUUGGCCCUCUAGUUCAUCUACUUCAAAAUGCGGAGUUAGAGAUCAAGAAAGAGGCAGCUUGGGCAAUCUCAAAUGCUACCCUUAGUGGUAGCCACGAACAAAUUAAGUACCUUGUGAGCCAAGCGUGUAUCAAGCCAUUAUGUGAUCUUCUUGUUUGUCCUGAUCCAAGGAUUGUCACUAUCUGUUUAGAAGCGCUUGAAAACAUUCUGAAGGUUGGUGAAGCUAAUAAGAAUUUGGGUCAUACAGGAGAUGUUAAUCUUUAUGCUCAAAUGAUCUAUGAUGCUGAUGGUUUAGAGAAAAUCGAAAACCUUCAGAGUCAUGACAAAGUUGAGAUUUAUGAGAAGUCAGUGAAAAUUCUUGAGACGUAUUGGCUGGGGGAAGACGAUGAGACACUGCCGCUAGGUGAUGCUUCCCAACCAGGGUUUGAAUUCGGACGGAGUGAGCCUCAUCCUCUUUUCGGUGGGUUCAUUUCCUUUUGAAGGUCAGACUUCUGGAAGGUUAUUUAAUUCCAUCUCUGGUGGGAGGAAACUGGGAUUUGCGGCCAAUUGUCACGCACCUUCUCAAUUUUUUGUGUACAGUUCAUACAGGCAUGGCCUAAAGGGGUCGCGAACUAGCUUCGGUUUCCACUUGAGACAAGAUUAGAUGGUGGUGGUGGACACUGAUGUGGUGGGAGGUUCUGUUAUGUUGCCGUGGGGCGGCAUUUUGGGAAAGCUAGGAUUCGCCAUUUGGGAGUCGUCGGGAGUUUUGAUAUGACAUACAAUCAACUAUGUUGUCCGUUAUGUUUGUAGCUGUAGUUCAUUUACAGUAGGUUGCUGGGUGGUUGUCACUUUCAAAAGCUCUCCUCCCCAGCUAUGAGUUUGAAAUGAGAUCGAAAAACUUAUUUAUGGAGGGUUCCGUAAAUAAGUAUUACAGAGGUGAAUACGGACCGUCCAAAACACUCCGUUCAAAAGUGUUUUAGACGGUUCGGAUUUUAAACAAACUUAGUUUCAGUUUGUUUAAAAUCCGGACCGUCCAAAACGCUUUUAGACGGUUGGGAUUCACCCGCUGUAAACAGUCUCUCUCCAUGAAAUAAGUAUGAGAAUUUUCUCACCCCUUGGCAACUUGUAUUGUACUUGUUUUUUUCCCUCUUCUUUCCUGCUUCAAAUGGGCACUGUGAAGUUUUAACGAUUCUAUUUUCAUUUUACUUUUUGAUUUGAGCUACGGGGAAUAUUGGUUAUAAUUAGUUGGGGGAAAAUGAGAAGUUGUAAGUAAAAAUGCGAUUGCAAGUAUUUCUGAUGUAUUUUUGGUUGCCUUGGCCAUGUGGCCCAAUUAUUGUACAACCACAAAUACUUGCAUAUUCAUAUGGGGAUCCAUACACACUACAUAUCCGGUGGGUGGCACCCACAAAUAAAUGUGAAUAUGUUUGUAUUUGUUUGUG